This is a messenger RNA of Musca domestica (house fly), 1300 nucleotides long. RefSeq lists its product as uncharacterized. The record is from RefSeq and is a predicted model, not a curated record. Bases 86 to 1045 code for a protein of 319 amino acids. The transcript has a single exon. Lineage: Eukaryota; Metazoa; Arthropoda; Insecta; Diptera; Muscidae.
UAUCAAAUGUUUUCAGUGACUCACAUCACCAUUAGCAUCAUAACAAACUUUAAGCGUUCUAAAAGCAAAAACUACAUUCACAGCCAUGUCUAAAGAAUCUCAAGAAGUAAAAUUUUCCGGAUUUUUACCCUCACUACCAAAAGAAAAGCUUUUACAAAACUUCGAAGAAGCCAAACAGAAAAUUGAUGUAGACUCUGAGGACCACGAAGAAAUAUGGGAAGAAUUUUCAAAAGCGGUUACCGGCUGUAUUUGCGAGAUAGUCUUUAGCACAAAAAUUUCCAAAAAAGAAGAUUCGGAUAAAGUCAGUGCCUUACUGAAGCAAUAUCGAGAUGAAGCCUUGUUGAUUGAUCCAACAUUUUACAAUAAAUGGAUUUACGACUUCAGAAAUAGAUUCUCUAGUCUAUUUGAUUUUUGGAAAAAUGAAAUGGUGGCCAAGGAAUUGGGUCCACUAUGGGCUAGAGAUUGUGACUUUUUUGAUAAGAUGGAUGAUCCGGAGCCUGCCAAAUUUUACCAACUUGCCGGUUGUGAGGCGCCUUGGUUGAAGGAGAAGAAAUCUGAGGCAGAGCCACUUAUUCCCUACGACAGUGCAAAGACAGUUGUUUCAAAGGCAUCUUUGAAGAAAAUAACCCUGGAUAAUGCCCUGGCAGACUAUAAGAACAAUAUGGAGGCACAAAAUAAUAUUGAUCGCAAUGAUGAGGAGGCUUUUACCAAAAUAUUCACGGAAGUUCGUGAGGUAUUGUGGAAAUUGCUUUUCGAUGAACCUUCAUUGUCGGAAGCAAAGGCGAAACAAGCUGCCGAAUUGAUGUUGGCAUACAAGAUAGAUGCAUGUUUCCAAUCGCCGUAUCAGUACAAUGAUUGGAUCGUCACAGUUCGUGAUGAAUUAUUCAAACGGAAAUUUGUUGAUUUUUGGAAAAUCGUUGUCGAUCAAGAAUUGGGUCUUAUCGGUGCCAAAGAAUCAGAUUACUUUGAUGAUAUGGACGAUCCAAAAAUUCCAGAAUUUUACAAGAUUGGAAACGAGAAGUUAAAGCAGGAGAAAAAGAAGUAAUUGCCAUUGACAUUUUGUUUUGCCUUAAUUUUGUAAGAUUGUAUAUUUUCCUUAAUAACAAGUUGAGCUUGAAUGAUAUGACACUUUUAUGGCAUCCAAACCCUUUACAUUGCAGUGCAGCAGCAGCAUCAGCAGGGAAUCGAAUACUAACAUUUCAAAUCAACCACACAGCUAUUAGAUAGUGGAAUAGUUUUUCUUACAAUUUUGUUAUAAAUUUACGAGUAUUCAACAUUGUAUUUGUACUUUAAGUGCAUA